UACUAAGUAAGCAAGGCGCAGCCAGUGCUACGUCAUGACCGUGCGACAGAGAGCGGCUGCCGGCGCUGGAUGUAGACGUCAACGAUGUAAACAAAACAUGGCCGCCUCCUGGAGCAGGGACGGCAGAGAGAGCCGCAGCGCGGAGGAUGGGGCCCGGUCCCCAGAUUGGACGCCCAGCAGUUCUCCAGAGGACGAGGACAAGAUCUCCCAGCUGUGCCCGGGGCUGCUGCGGCUGCCCGGGGAGCUCCUGGAACUUAUCCUGUGCUCUGGGGACCUGGAUCACAGGGACAUCACCAGUGUCAGCUGUACGUGCCGGCGGCUGAGAGAAGUGUGUGCGGGCCUGGGCAAGGUCUGGCGGAAGCAGCUGUUUGCCCGAUGGCCAUCUAUUAUGAAGUUUUAUAACCAUAUGGACUUUCUGGACUGGUUGGAAGAGUUUAAGACCAGGUACAAUGCUGGCAUAACCACACAAAGGAUAGUUUCUUCGUUCUCAAAGGAGCUGAUCAUAGAGCGUCGUGUUCCUUGUGAAAAUGUUUGUGAUCUUGAGACUUUGGGCUACCCCGCACAUUUCAUUGAAGAUGAGUUAUUGUCCAUCCUCAAUAUUAAAAGCGGGAAGUUUUUGACACAGAAGUACUGUGCAAAGAAAAUCCUGUAUUUCAUGCGGAAAGAGGCUACCAUAUGUAAAUUGAAGGAAUUUCUCCAGAGACCUCUAGAUCAGCAAGACCUCUUAGAAGGUGCUGUUCUCAUUGAUCAGUACUGUAACCCUCUUGAAGGUGUGAGCCUUGAAAGUAUUCGAGCACAGGUAGAUGAUAUCUUGGGGAAGGUGAAAGCUCACUUGAGUGUGAAGAACAGUAGGCAUCCCAGUUUGUCCCUGCGGGCGGGUGAAACAUCCAGCUCAGAAGAUAUUGAUUUACAAGGGCAAGCUCUGGAUGCCCUGAAUCAUGUUCUCUUCACGGAGAUGAAAUUUAAAGGAAAUGUUGCUGACUUUUAUAACCCUCUCAAUUCCUACAUGCACCAGGUUCUAAUAAGUAGGACUGGAAUCCCCAUCAGCCUCUGUGUAUUAUAUCUCACCCUCUCUGAACGGCUAGGAGUGCUUUUGGAGCCAGUGAACUUUCCUCACCACUUUAUGCUCAGAUGGUGCCAAGGUGCACAGGGGAGUUCAGACAUCACGGACUAUGUGUAUGUGGAUGCAUUUGGAAAUGGCAAAUGCCUGACUGCAAAAGAAUGUGAAUAUAUGAUUGGACAACAUGUGACAGAGGAGUUCUAUGCCGCUGUCAGCACAAAGGAAGUCCUACAACGCAUGGUGGGAAACCUUCUUAACCUUGGAAAGAGGGAGAGCAAAGACCGGAGCUUCAUGCUGCUCAGAGUCUCCUUGGAUCUGUACCUGACUAUGUAUCCGGACAGUGUGCAGCACCUAUUGCUACAGGCCAGAUUGUAUUUCCACCUGGGGUUAUGGCCUGAAAAGGUCUUGGAUAUCCUGCAGACCAUUCAAGCCUUGGACCCUUCGCAGCAUGGUGCUGUGGCAUAUCUAGUCCAGCAUACUUUGGAGCAUAUAGAGAGACGUAAAGACGACUGGGGUCCAGUUGUGCAGCUGAGGUCCAGUGAGAAGGAAGUGUCUUAUUCCGUAGGACUUAUAGUGCGGCACAAGAGGUUUGACUACAGCGGCGUUAUCUUCAGUUGGGAUCCAAUAUGUAUGAUGCCACCAGACUGGGUUGAAGGCCUGGGUAUACAGCCUCUCCCUGACAGAGCAAUCCAGCCUUUUUACAGCGUGCUGGUGGAGGAUGGCUCCUGUAGUUAUGUCGCACAAGAAAAUCUUGAACCACAUCCAGCUCCAGAACAAAUCCUGCACCCAGACAUUGGCCUUUACUUCUCAGAAUUUGCAGGAAAUCAUUAUAUUCCUAAUAAAGAACUACAGGUUCAAUACCCAGAAGAUACUGACUUCAUCAAUCAACAACUUCCCCAGCUGGAACUAUGAAUUAAUGUUUAAACAAAGCAUUACUGUUAAUUGUAUUAAUAUACUAUUUAAUUUAUUAUAUAUGCACAUAUAUAGGGGCAUAGUCAAUAGGAGUCGGAUCCAUUCCGACAUGCAGUUGUCUGAAUGGAUCCGACAACCCCUAUUCAAUGGACGGCCAAAUCCAACUGUCUGAUUUGGCCGUCCUGUCAGGCCGCUGCUGUCAGCGGCUGCGGAUGCGCUGACAGCAGCGCCCAGGGGAGCAGAGAUCGGCGGCCGUGAGCGAGAGGGGCUGGCUGCAGGGGACAUGUGUGGAGCGCAGGAGGAGCUGGCAGCAGGAAGAGAGGUGCUGCGGGAGGAGCAUUGAUCGGCAGUAGGUGCUGGCAGCGGGGGGACAUGUCUGCG
This is a messenger RNA of Pseudophryne corroboree (corroboree frog), 2353 nucleotides long. RefSeq names its product F-box protein 21 (gene FBXO21). Gene Ontology annotation, molecular function: DNA binding; protein binding. The record is from RefSeq and is a predicted model, not a curated record. NCBI's taxonomy places the organism in Eukaryota, Metazoa, Chordata, Amphibia, Anura, Myobatrachidae. Bases 35 to 1972 code for a protein of 645 amino acids. The transcript is spliced from 12 exons.